Molecule: messenger RNA, 1944 nt
Organism: Dictyostelium purpureum
Lineage: Eukaryota; Evosea; Eumycetozoa; Dictyosteliales; Dictyosteliaceae
Exons: 4
Coding region: 381-1796 (471 amino acids)
Biological process (GO): protein phosphorylation
Molecular function (GO): ATP binding; protein kinase activity
Source: RefSeq, a predicted model, not a curated record
AAAAUAUUUUUUAUAUAUAUAAAAUAUAUAUAACUUUAUGUAAUAAUAUAUCUUUAGAGUUUUUUUACUCUUAAUUAAAAUAAUUUAUAUUUUUUAAAUUGUAUUUGUUUUUAUUUUACAGCAUUUUUUUAUAACAUCAAAUAAUUUGUUUUCUUUAUUAUUGUUUUUUUCUUUUUUAAUUAAUUAAUAUAUUUAUUUAUUUAUUUAUUUAAAAUUAAUUUACAAUCAAAAAUUAAUACUUACUAUUUUUUAAAUUCAAAAUAAAUCAAAAUUUUUAAAAAAAUUCUCAUUCAAAAUCAUCAAUCCAUUAUAAAAAUAGAUCAGAAAGAAGAUUAUCAAUAUUGUUAUUAUAAUAAAAAGUUAAUUAGAAAAUAGAAAAGAUGGCAAGCAAAAAAGGAGAUCCAGAAGAAUUAUAUAUUAAACAAGAAAAAAUUGGUAAAGGUUCAUUUGGUGAAGUUUUUAAAGGUAUCAAUAAAAAGACAAAUGAAACAAUUGCAAUUAAAAUAAUUGAUCUCGAAGAUGCAGAGGAUGAAAUUGAAGAUAUUCAACAAGAAAUUAAUGUACUCUCACAAUGUGAAAGUGCUUUUGUUACAAAAUAUUAUGGUUCAUUCUUAAAAGGUUCAAAAUUAUGGAUUAUUAUGGAAUUUCUUGCUGGUGGUUCAGUUUUAGAUUUAAUGAAACCAGCCCCAUUCGAUGAAAGUUAUAUUGCAAUUAUUUUAAGAGAAUUAUUAAAAGGUUUAGAAUAUUUACAUUCAGAGGGUAAAAUUCACAGAGAUAUUAAAGCAGCAAAUAUUUUAUUAUCAGCAAAUGGUGAUGUUAAAUUAGCAGAUUUUGGUGUUAGUGGUCAAUUAACUGAUCAAAUGACUAAAAGAAAUACUUUUGUUGGUACACCAUUUUGGAUGGCUCCAGAAGUUAUUAAACAAACUGGUUAUGAUUCAAAAGCAGAUAUAUGGUCAAUGGGUAUUACAGCUUUAGAAAUGGCUAAAGGUGAACCACCAAGAGCUGAUUUACAUCCAAUGAGAGCAUUAUUUUUAAUUCCAAAAGAUCCACCACCAACUCUUGAAGGCAAUUUUUCAAAGACAUUUAAAGAAUUUUGUGCUCUCUGUUUAAAUAAAGAUCCAAAUCAAAGACCAACUGCCAAAGAACUCUUAAAACAUAAAUUCAUCAAAUCCGCCAAAAAGACAAGUGGUUUAACUGAUCUCAUCGACAGAAGAGAAAAAUGGUUACAAUUAAAUGGUAAUAAUUUAGAUGAGGAUAACGAAGAUGGAGAUAGAGAAAAUAGAGGUGGCGACGAAGAUGAUGGUUGGGAUUUCCCAACUAUCAAACAAAAAUCACCAGCUGCCCCAGUUAAACCAGCAACUGUACCAGCUGCUGCUUCAAAUCCAGUUAAAGCUGCUGAACCACAACCAUCAACACCUGUAAAAGAAUCUGUAACAACAACUCAACAAACAACUGUAUCUGUAACAUCAACACCUGUAGAAACUAAACAAAGAACAACUUCAAAUGGUUCAUCAACUCCAGUUAAACAACCAUCAGCAGCUGCUCCAUCUACUACUACCGCUGUCCCAUCAUCAAAUAACGCUGUGGCCAAUAACGCUGCUGGUCAAGCCCCAAGAGCUUCCGCACUUACUUCUGUUAUCUAUCCUGUAUUAUCAAAAUUACUUAAAAAUACAUCUGAUGAAAAUGUUAUCAAUGCUUUAGCUCAACUUAAAAUGGCAUUUGAUAAUGCCGAAAAAGCAAAACCUGGUAUUACUCAUAGUUUAAUCGCCCAAAUUAUUGAAACUCUUAAAAGAUAAUUUUAUAUAAUAAUAAUUAUAAUAAUAAAUAAAUAAAUAAAUACAUAAAUAUUAAAAUAAACAAAUAAUUUAAAAAAAAAGGUAAUAAAUAAUUUUUAUUAAUAAUAAUACUAAUAAUAAAAAUAUAAAACUUUUAAUAUAUUUUCAU